AUGGAGAAUUGGAAGGAUGAAGACUCCAGGAACUGGUUUAAAAUAACAGUUCCUUAUGGGAGAAAAUAUGACAAGACAUGGCUAUUGAAUUCCAUCCGGAGCCAUUGCAAUGUUUCUUUCACCCCGGUUGAUUUCCACUAUGUGCGAAAGCAUGCCCAGUUCUUUGUCAAGGAUUUUAGCACUGCAUCUGCCUUGAAGGCUGCCAACUACCAGAUACGUGAUGAAGAUAACCAGAAGAUAUCAAUCCUUGUCAACCCAUCUUUUGUAUCCCACUCUGUGCUGAAUGAAUUUAAAUCAGAACAAAUGGAGCAGCUAAAGAUCACCAUAAAAAAACGGUAUGAUGUCUCCCAGAAAUCUCUUAACCUCCAGAAUUUCCAUUUGGACCCAGACUUAGUAGGCCAUGAUAUUGACAUGAUCUUGAAUCGGAAAAACUGUAUGGCUGCCACUCUGAAGAUAAUUGAAGAGAAUUUCCCUGAGCUGUUAUCCUUGAACCUAUGUAACAAUAAACUGUACCAGCUGGAUGGCCUAUCUGACAUUAUACAGAAAGCUCCCAAACUAAAGAUCUUGAACCUCUCCAACAAUGAGCUAAAGUCAGCAAGCGAGUUGGAGAAAAUGAAAGGGCUGAAACUUGAAGAGCUGUGGCUAGAAGGAAACCCAAUGUGUGACACCUUCUCAGACCAGGCCACCUAUAUCAGUGCCAUCCGGGAUAGUUUCCCCAAGUUGUUAUGUCUGGAUGGCCAGGACAUAUCUCCACCAAUAACUCUUCAAAUUGAAGUCUCUGAGAUAAUGAAGCCAUGCAAGGAAAGCUAUAAAGGACCUGAUACCUUAAAGAAUCUAAUCUUGCAAUUCUUACAGGAGUAUUACUGCAUCUUUGACUAUGGUGACCGUCAAGGUCUCAUCACUGCUUACCAUGAUGAUGCCUGCUUCUCACUCACCGUUUCCUUCAAACCUGAGGGUCAAGUUCCAAGUAGCUUGGGCAAGUACUCCAAGAGUAGUAGGAAUUUGAAGAAACGAAAGGACCCUGUCUACCUACUUAAACUGCUGAAUCACACAAAGCGUGAUGUUAUUGAUUCCCUCAGUGUGUUGCCUAAAACCCAGCAUGACUUCAGCUCCUUUGUAGUGGACUUGUGUGUGCAGACGGAAAAGAUGCUCUGCUUUUCUGUCAACGGGCUGUUCAAGCAGGCAGAAGGAAUGUCUCAGGCUCAGGUUUAUGCCUUCACUCGGAUCUUCAUAGUUAUUCCUGCCAACAACUCCAGCCUAUGCAUUGUGAAUGACCAACUGUCUGUGAGGGAAGCCAGCCCAGCAGAGACUCAAAGGGCCUUCUCAACCCCAGUGUACACACCAUCUUCCAGCUCCAUGCCCACUCUCUCUCAGGAACAACAGGGAAUGGUGCAAGCAUUCUCUGUCCAGUCUAAGAUGAACCUCCAAUGGUCUUUAAAGUGCCUUGAGGACAAUGAGUGGAACUAUACCAUAGCUGCACAAGUCUUCACUAUGUUUAAGGCUGAAGGCAAGAUCCCAGAAGAGGCCUUCAAACAAAGUUCUUAA
Molecule: messenger RNA, 1545 nt
Organism: Chrysochloris asiatica (Cape golden mole)
Lineage: Eukaryota; Metazoa; Chordata; Mammalia; Afrosoricida; Chrysochloridae
Product: nuclear RNA export factor 2-like
Exons: 19
Coding region: 1-1545 (514 amino acids)
Biological process (GO): poly(A)+ mRNA export from nucleus
Cellular component (GO): nucleus; cytoplasm
Molecular function (GO): protein binding; RNA binding
Source: RefSeq, a predicted model, not a curated record